Messenger RNA from Salvelinus fontinalis (brook trout), 2771 nucleotides. RefSeq names its product SH3-domain GRB2-like endophilin B2b (gene sh3glb2b). Gene Ontology annotation, cellular component: membrane; cytoplasm. Lineage: Eukaryota; Metazoa; Chordata; Actinopteri; Salmoniformes; Salmonidae. Gene Ontology annotation, molecular function: protein binding. Bases 85 to 1314 code for a protein of 409 amino acids. The transcript is spliced from 13 exons. Gene Ontology annotation, biological process: membrane organization. The record is from RefSeq and is a predicted model, not a curated record.
GUACUACAUCAUCGCAUCUGCGCGACAGGACUCCCUUUGCAGGGGACAGUAACAAGCCGAAGAAGCGGUGGACACACUGAUACGAUGGAUUUCAAUCUCAAAAAGCUUACUUCUGAUGCAGGAGUCUUCUUCACCCGUGCAGUCCAGUUCACAGAAGAGAAGUUGGGCUCUGCGGAGAAGACUGAGCUCGAUGCCCACUUGGAGAAUCUGAUCGCCCGGGCCGACUGCACCAAGAACUGGACUGAGAAGAUCUUCAGGCAAACAGAGGUCUUGUUGCAGCCCAAUCCAAUUGACCACACUGGUGCGCGUAUAGAGGAGUUUUUCUAUGAGAAGUUAGAUAAGAAGAUCCCAUCCAGGACAACCAAUGGAGAGCUGCUGGGACAGUAUAUGCUGGAUGCUGCUAAAGACUUUGGCCCAGGGACCCCAUAUGGCAGUACCCUGAUCACGGUGGGGGAGUACCAGAGUAGACUGGGCGGGGCGGAGAGGGAGUUCCUCCAGACCUCGGCUAUCAACUUCCUCACUCCUCUCCGCAACUUCCUGGAGGGAGACUGGAGAACCAUAUCUAAAGAGAGACGUCUCCUGGAGAAUCGGCGGUUGGACCUGGACAUCUGUAAAGCACGUGUCAAGAAAGCCAAGCAGGCCGAGGCUAAAGCGGCGGCCGAGCCCGAUUUUCAGGAGACUAGGCCUCGAAAUUAUGUUCUGUCUGCGAGCGCAUCUGCGCUGUGGAGUGAGGAAGUGGACAAAGCGGAGCAGGAGCUGCGUGUGGCUCAGACAGAGUUUGACAGACAGGCCGAGGUCACCCGGCUGCUACUGGAGGGCAUCAGCAGUACACACGUCAACCACCUGCGCUGCCUGCAUGAGUUUGUGGAGGCCCAGGCUACAUACUAUGCCCAGUGCCACCAGUACAUGCAGGAGCUGCAGAAAGAACUGAGCAGUGCUAACAGCGAUACGUACCCAAACUCUUUUGCCUCGAACGCCAACCCGUCCACCUCCGCCACAUCCCCCUCCCCCGUCUCCUCUGCCACCCUGCCAGGGGUCUCACCCCCAUGCCUGGCCUCCACCUCCACCCCUGGCAUCGCUCGGGAGCCUUCUGGCCCGCUGAAAAUCCAGGAUGUGCAGCAGCCUUCCACAGGCCACCGCAAGGCCAAGGUCCUGUAUGACUACGACGCCCACGACACUAGUGAGCUCUCCCUACUGGCCGACGAGCUCAUCACUGUCUACACAGUGCCAGGCAUGGACCCAGACUGGCUCGUGGGAGAGCGGGGCAACCAGAAGGGCAAGGUGCCCGUCACCUACCUGGAGUUGCUGAGCUAGAUGGACCCACGUAGGGACACACACGUACACACACGUCCUCAAACGCACACACGCACGCUCGCACACACACAUGCACACAUGCCUCUACUCUAUGGUCUCAUGGCACAGGAGGUUGGUGGCACCUUAACUGUGGAGGACGGGCUUGUGGUAAUGGCUGGAGUGGAAUAAGUAGAAUGGUAUCAAACAUGGAAAGAUGCCAUUCCAUUUACUCCAUUCCAGCCAUUAUUAUGAGCCGUCUUCCCCUCAGCAGCCUCUGCUGUCUCAUGGUGCGCAACACACUUACUUUGGUCUCUAUGCCAAUUCAAACGCAUAUGCAAAAGGAUUCAAAAGCUAAAUGAGUAUGGAUCUAUAGCGCAUCAGAAGGGGAACAGUCGUAAAAAUACAGUGAAUAGUCUAUAUUCUAUCUCUAUAGUUGCUCUUUUCCCACUAGCUAUUUGGAAUCCAUCCACCUUGCACGCUCUAUUUUUCUCAUUGAGAAAUGACAGGAGCCGCUCAAAUAAGGUGGCAUAUCUGGGAAUAUAGUGUAUAUAAUAGACCGGGUUUGAACUCUCAAUAUAUAGAGGAAAGGUCCUUAUUGUUUUUAGUUUUUCAACCAAGCUAAUUUAGUCAUAGUUAGUCACCAUUACUUUGACAUUUCAAAGCCAUGAAGAAGAAGAAAAGUAAAACAGCCUAUAAAAUCCCCCAGCUGUAGGCCUGUAAUGCAAACAUAAUCCAGGGUGACUCAAAUAUUUAUCUCUCCAAUGUGUAAUUAGCCAUUGGCUAUCACAGCAUAAAAAAUUAAUCUUGAAAGAAAGAGACCGCUGUACAGUAUGCUAACAGAAUGUGACUCAUAUUGACUGAGUCAAAAACGGGUGAUGAAAGACUAGAGGAAUAGUUGAAUUUCAGUUAUGUUUUCUGACUGGUUGCAUUCUGUUUAUGUACGUACUGUAUUUACGUGGCUUUUAUUUCUUAGGUAUCACUGUUUUACUUUUUUGCGAGUGUUUCCCCAUCUUGCCCUAUUUGUGAGGAAAAGGACAAAACCAUGGUAACUUUAUUAAACUAACGGUUAAACUAAGGUUUAUGCAAAUCAAAGUAUUGCGUUGCUCUCUCAGUGGGUUGGUCCGUUGUUGAUGUUUGCGUGUCAUUUUAGUUUUUGUUUAUCCACUCUGGUUGCUGAAAUGUUUAUUUUUCUCCAGGAUGUUUGUCGCGUUUCGGGUGUGUUUUACUAGCUAUCAGGUCUUAUUGUUUGUCUUUUUGAAUUUGUAGAUGUUUUGAAAUUAGUGUAGUUGUAUGUAAUAAGUUCAGACCUGUGGUUUCCUUUCCUCCCUGAUCUCCCUUUACCCCUGUGUGGGUCGCCAUCUCUCCCUGAACCCCUCAACAUUUCCUCCUGUCAGUGUGACCAAUAUGCUGUUGUAUGAUUAUUGUAUGAAUGGAACUUGAAGAAAAUAAACGACAGCUUGUUUAAAGUGAUAAAAUAA